This is a messenger RNA of Dioscorea cayenensis subsp. rotundata (Guinea yam), 732 nucleotides long. RefSeq names its product protein MAIN-LIKE 2-like. The transcript has 4 exons. NCBI's taxonomy places the organism in Eukaryota, Viridiplantae, Streptophyta, Magnoliopsida, Dioscoreales, Dioscoreaceae. Gene Ontology annotation, biological process: meristem development; meristem maintenance. The coding region runs from base 1 to 732 and encodes 243 amino acids. The record is from RefSeq and is a predicted model, not a curated record.
AUGGCGUUCUUAAGAUUACAGAGUAAUCACAUUUCAUCCAGUUUGUCAAAAAAUCCUGAUCGGGUUCUUAGGUGUAGACAUGUGUCUAUCGUAGAGCCUCCUCCAGAAAUCAUAGGCCUUUUAAGAGAAGUCGGGUUCUAUCAUGCGGCUCAAAUUGAUGCCGCUCUUGUGAGCGCAUUAGUGGAGAGAUGGUGGACUGAAACACACAUGUUUAACUUUACAUGCGGUGAGACAGCAAUCACGUUGGAAGAUGUGGCGCUAUUACUUAGCUUACCCAUUAACGACCUCGAAGUCCUCGGGCAAACUUCUGGCUUAGGAAGUGCUGUCUGUGCAGAGUUGCUUGGAGUGGUCCCACCGGCGGAGCAAAGGAAAGGUCAGAGUAUAACUCUAACGUGGCUUGAGGAAACAUUUGGCAUGUUACCAUACGAUGCAGGUCAACGACAGAUAGAAUGUUAUGCACGUGCCUAUACCCUAAGGCUUAUCGGUUGUGUCCUCAUGCCAGAUAUGUCUCAGAACAUGGUUCAUCUUAAGUGGUUACCACUUCUGAGGGAUUUUAUAGAAGCAGGAAGAUACAAUUGGGGUUCAGCAUGUCUAGCAACCCUGUACAGGAUUUCAAGUAUAUCCCCUCGAACCCGUGCUUUUGUAUCCUUUCCUCUGGCUCAAAGGUGGGAGCACAUUGAAGUGGAUGAUGAUAGCUGCAGCAACAAGCACAAUGUGAAGAUAUAUAGGUAG